AUGGCUUCUCCGUUACAACCACCAUUUCCGACGCACGGCGGUCCGAUCACACCGGAACUGGAUGCAUAUGCCGAAGAAGUAAUCAGCAAGCUCCAUUGCGCCGGCCUGUCGGUAUCAUGGAGCGACGACAACGGAACAGUAGCAACCGGCUACGGCUACGCCCAAUUCCCCACCAGCAAAGCCGACGCAAACACCGUAUACGCCACCGCCAGCACAACAAAGUCCUUCACCGCAAUGAGCGCCCUCCGCCUAAUCCAAGACUCGCAACACACGCCCAACCCCUACUCCCUCCACACAACCCUCAAAUCCGUCCUAGGCGACGACUUCGAGCUCCGGGACAAGCACCUCGCGCAGCACAUCACCCUGCUCGACGCCCUGACCCACACCUCCGGCAUGCCGAACCACGACAGCGCAAUCGCCGCAUCCUCAACCCCGCGCGCAGAGACACGCCGGCUCCGCUACUUACCCCCGUUCGCGCCCGGCGCCCGCGGCACUCGCUUCGCGUACAACAACCAGAUGUACGUCGCCGUGUCGCAUUUCCUGGAGACGGCCACGGCGACGCCGCUGGGCGAGUACAUGCGCGCCAAGAUCUGGCAGCCGCUGGGCAUGCGCGCGACGUUCUACAGCGUUGACGAGGCGCUUGCGGCGGAAGCAGGGGGCGAGGGGGGCGCCGUUGCGCGGCCGUAUUUCUGGAAUGAGGAGACGCGGGGGUUUGAGGAGCAGCGGUUUGAGCGCAACGCGGCGAAUGCGGGCGACGGGGCGAUUAUUUCUAGUGUGGCGGACUAUGCGCUGUAUCUGCGCGCGAUGCUGGCGGAGGAUCCGAGAUUGCUGGAUAAGGAGGGCUUCGCGGAGCUGCGGAGGCCGCGGGUGCGGACGAGCUAUGGGAGGGAGGAGUAUGCUUUGGGCUGGGAGGUGAGCAGGUACCGCGGGGUGACGAUUAUCGGGCAUGACGGGGCGACGCAUGGGUUCAAUUCGCGGAUGCUGUAUGUGCCGGAGCGGAACUGGACGUUGGCGUUGAUGGGGAAUGUGGAGGAGAGAGCGUCGGGGGCGAUUCAUGCUAUUGCGUACCGGACUCUGGAUGACAUGCUUGGGGUUCCGCGGGAAGGACGCAUGGAUCGGGUUCAGAAGUGGUUUGCGAUUGGUGAUCAGGAUGAGCGCGAGUGGCGACAGGCGCGGAAAAAGUGGUUUCCAAAAGCAGCGGAGGGGAAUGCGGCGGCAGGGCAUUCGCUGGGAUUGGAGGCGUAUGCAGGGCGUUAUACACAUCCCGGGUAUGGUGUGUUGACAUUCGAGGUUGUCGACUCGCCGGAUUGGUGGCUACGCGCACCGGAAAAGGUACUGCGCGCGGAAGUAUAUGAUAAAGAGUUCGCGCAUGUGUUGACGUUGGAGCACGUUGCUGGCGAAGACUUUGUUGCACGUUGGACGUCGCCGCCGUUCCAGCGAUGCUAUGAUGUUAUGCACUUCAAAGCUGGCUUUAAGAUCCAGGGAGGCCAGGUGAAAGCAUUCGGCAUCCAAUACGCUGAGGAGCUGAAGGAUCUGAUAUGGUUUGAGAGUGAACAUGUAAAUGAUAUAGUAGAGAAGACGGGCAACCUACAAUUAACGUAG
Pseudovirgaria hyperparasitica is the source of this 1602-nucleotide messenger RNA. Its product is annotated as beta-lactamase/transpeptidase-like protein. Bases 1 to 1602 code for a protein of 533 amino acids. The transcript has 2 exons. Lineage: Eukaryota; Fungi; Ascomycota; Dothideomycetes; Acrospermales; Acrospermaceae. The record is from RefSeq and is a predicted model, not a curated record.